UUACAGAUAACUCUCUGCUUCCUGGAAAGACACAAGGGAGCUCUAAAAAUGGCUAAAUUCUUCACACCAGUUCAAAUCAAUGAAUUCAAGGAGUGCUUCUCCUUGUAUGACAAGAAACAAAAGGGAAAGAUUGACGCUAAGGACCUGAUCACAGUCAUGCGCUGCCUGGGUACAAGCCCCACGCUCGGUGAAAUUGACAGACAUCUUCAAGUUCACAAAAUCGACAAGAAAGGUGAGCUGGACUUCUCCAUGUUCCUGACCAUGAUGCACAGACAGAUGCAACAGGAAGACCCCAAGGCAGAAAUCCUGGAGGCCCUGAAGAUGACGGACAAGCAGAAGAAAGGAUACAUCCAGGCAUCUGAGCUCCGAGCCAAGCUCACAUUGUUAGGAGAGAAACUUACCCACAAAGAAGUGGAUGAGCUGUUUAAAGAGGCAAACGUCAAGUCAAACGGGACAGUCAACUAUGAAGAGUUCACCCAGAUGGUGACGCUGCCACCUGUCGAUUACUAAUUUUUCAGGAAGAAUACUUAAAGCAACAGCCAUUAUGGGAAAUCACAUCUGCACACACACUUAACCCAGUUAUCUAAGCUUGCAGAUACGACAUACUGCAUUAAUUCUACCCAUUCCUGAGAUUGGUGAUUCUCUCCUGAGAGACAGAAAAUAUUCUUUCCUCAUGAUAAUUCAGCGAUCAGUUAAUUUAAUGCAGCCCAUAAACACCAGCUUGUCUUUGUGUCUGAAAAUAGGAAGUACUGCAGCCACACUGAGUUGUAAAAAUAAUUUGCCUUGCAUUUUGCCUUUGUUUAAUAGUUUUAGCAGAUACACAGACAGGGAAUGCAGGAAGAGAGAGGAGGAUGACCUAAAACAAAGUUCCUCAUCCAGAGUAAAUUUAAAAACCAUCAGAAUCUCAGGACACUUCUUUUAAAAUGAUAAAAUGCAGUACAAGUGAUUUAAUUUCACAUUUAACCAGUCAGUUUUCUCCUCCUUACACCCUUUGACAUGCCUGACCAGACUCCUAAACAAAUCAAUCUCAACUGGAUGUCACUUCUGAUAUUUUGUGUGUUCCUCUGUAUGCGUGUUUGCAGUAUUUCAAACCUUCAUGGUGUUGUUACUUUUUAUGUGUCAUUGUUAAUUUUACACACAUCGUUGUUAUAAAAUGCCAUCAUUGAAAUGUUUUGGUUGUGUGACAUGACCUGUGGGUUUGAAAUGAACAUAGUGACUGAUACUGUUGGAAAUCUUAUUUUAAGCCCUAAGUGAUCUGU
This is a messenger RNA of Scomber scombrus (Atlantic mackerel), 1259 nucleotides long. RefSeq names its product calmodulin-like 4a (gene calml4a). Lineage: Eukaryota; Metazoa; Chordata; Actinopteri; Scombriformes; Scombridae. Gene Ontology annotation, cellular component: myosin II complex. The transcript is spliced from 5 exons. The coding region runs from base 49 to 510 and encodes 153 amino acids. Gene Ontology annotation, molecular function: calcium ion binding. The record is from RefSeq and is a predicted model, not a curated record.